CAUGAGCGCACCCAGUCUGGACUGAAGACCGAGGCUGCAGCAUCCCCCAGGACCGUGUUUGCGCGUGCGUGAGACAGAGAGAGAGCAGAGGUAGGCUAGUGUGUGCGCGUGACUGUGCGUGAGUGCGUGUGCGUGCGUGUGUCAGUAUGAGUCUGGUGUCGGGCUUCCCUCACCACCCGGUCAUGCACCACCACGACAGCCACCACUACUCCCUGCACGCGGCGGCGGCGGGCCGCUGUCACGAGGACACCGGGGCUCCUCCGUACUUCACCAGCUGGCUGAUCAGCCACGCGGAUAUGUCCCCGACAGAGUACAGCCUCGCGCCCGGCUACAGCCCCGAGUACCAUGGCAACGGCGGCGGCGGCUCCACCGGCGGCCUGGACCCGCACCACCACCACCACCACCACUACGGAACCGGCGGCUUGGUCCCGGGGGCCGGGGCCAUCUCGGUAAACGGAGCCCCGGUAGGGAUGCACCACCACCACCACCACCACACGCACCCGCGCCCCGUGAAGCGGAGACCCACGGCCAACCGGAAGGAGCGGCGGCGGACCCAGAGCAUCAACUCGGCCUUCGCGGAGCUCCGGGAGUGCAUCCCCAACGUCCCGGCGGACACCAAACUGUCCAAGAUUAAGACGCUCCGGCUGGCCACCAGCUACAUCUCCUACCUGAUGGACAUCCUGGACAAGGACGGACAGCACGGGGACACGCAGGCCUUCAAGGCCGAGCUGAAGAAGACGGAGGCGCGCGAGGAACGGAGGAAGAGAGACACGGUGGAGAUCCCCAAGACCACCUCAUCCUCAUCGUCAUCGUCGUCCUCUUCAUCAGGAGGAGAUAAGAAAACCAAAGGACGGACAGGAUGGCCGCAGCACGUCUGGGCUCUGGAGCUCAAACAGUAGCUCCUCCUCCUGCUCCUGCUCCUCCUCCUCCUCCCACGAAUCCUUGGAGAGCAGGAGGACAGUUCAGGAUGCGGUCUGAUGAACUGUGCAGGCAGUCAUCUUCAUCUUCUUCAUGUGCGGACAUUUGGGCCUGUGUGUUUGCGCUGCGCCUGUUCCACUUCAGCUCCACAGCUGUCACCGCUGGUGGGUUUAGGACGUCACUUCUGAGCCCGACUUCCUUUUACAGUUCAAAACCAAAACCAAAACAGCGCAAACUACGGCGUAAGAGUCGACCAGACCGCUUCAUUUUGGUGCGUAAUGUGCGCCAGUUUCCUGCGGACGCAGCUCCUGGAUGCGCAGGUUCAGUCCAAACACACGACGGGAGAAUAUGGAACUGUUCCAAACACACACGGGACGUGGACGCGCUCUCUGCUUUAUUUAACGGAAUAUAUUUAUGUGCAAUGUGGCCGUUCGAAGGACCAGAAUUAAAACCAAAAAAAAAAAAAACAUAAUUGAAAAAAAAAAAAAAAACAGCCACGACGACGAACACUUCCUAAAUGUAUUUGGUCAAACUGUUUGGUGUAUGUGAAGUUGUAAUUGUUUGUUUGUCUGUAACUGUAGAGAAAAAAAAGAAAAGGGAAAAAAAAAAAAAAAAACGUGCGUUGUAAAUGUAGUGACGUCACGGCGUCGACGACGUACGUGUCCAUGUUGUGGUAUGAGCGUGUGGUGGGAGUCCAACUAAUACUUAACGUGGGAUGUAAACAGUGUCAUCAUGAAUUUAAUAAACCACCACAUGGGAA
Messenger RNA from Sphaeramia orbicularis (orbiculate cardinalfish), 1678 nucleotides. It is a transcript of the gene hand2, whose product is annotated as heart and neural crest derivatives expressed 2. Lineage: Eukaryota; Metazoa; Chordata; Actinopteri; Kurtiformes; Apogonidae. Gene Ontology annotation, biological process: regulation of transcription by RNA polymerase II; heart development. The transcript has 2 exons. The coding region runs from base 147 to 899 and encodes 250 amino acids. Gene Ontology annotation, molecular function: DNA-binding transcription factor activity, RNA polymerase II-specific; protein dimerization activity; RNA polymerase II transcription regulatory region sequence-specific DNA binding. The record is from RefSeq and is a predicted model, not a curated record.